AUGGGUUUCUUUAAGGAUAACGUCGUAAUUGAAUUUUUUCAUAGAUUUUUUAGAAAGCCAGGUGAUAUUUUAAUGUGGUUAUUUACUGGUUUAAUAGUGACUAGUACUCUAUAUUUAAUAUUAGCUCCUUUCCCAUCAGAUUUUGGUAUUGAUAAUAAUAUAGAUAAUAGCAAGAAAGGUAAAAAACGACUAUGA
Molecule: messenger RNA, 195 nt
Organism: Maudiozyma barnettii
Lineage: Eukaryota; Fungi; Ascomycota; Saccharomycetes; Saccharomycetales; Saccharomycetaceae
Gene: MIN6
Product: Min6p
Exons: 1
Coding region: 1-195 (64 amino acids)
Source: RefSeq, a predicted model, not a curated record